ACCCGGAAGUGAAAGCGCGUUCCAACGGCUGCUGUCAAAAUACAUUAUUUACCAAUUUCUGACCGUUUUAAAUCAGCCAGAUGAUGCUUUAACGUAUAAUCAAACUGUAGUCCACUGGCUCGGAAUGUACAGCGGACUCUUGCCCAAAGGUUUAACCGAAGACGACCUCAGCCCGGACGAAGAGGAGGAUGCUGCUGAGGAGGAGAGGGAAGGAGAGAAGCGUCGGGUCUCUGCAGAAAAGUUAAGCUCUGCGGGGGAAAACACCGCGGUGCCUCCGACGGAGGCUCCGUGGACUCACACCGCGAGUGAUGGAGGCAGUGAUCCCGCGACCAGCGGCAUGCCGGGGGUCUCCCACGAGAUGUGGCAGAAAUUCCAGGAUCUACGGAAGAAGAAUGACGAGAUGAAAACAAUAAAGGACCCCAGACGAAAAAAAAGAAGACGACAUAAGAAAGGAACAGAGAGUCAGCAACCCACAGAGACAAGCAGCGAGCGUCUGGAGGAGCGGGAGAAGCACUGGAAUGAUCUUGAGCAGCACUUUGGUGCAAACGAUCGAUUUGAUCCCCCCGCGUGUUCCAAACCCCCUCCGAAGUCCGGCCUAGAAAAGAGCAUAGAGACGGCCAUAGCUGAAGGGGACAUUGCAAAGGCGGAGGAGAUGAGCGACAGACUCGCCACUCGAGAGCUGGCCGUGAAAAUCGCUCAAGCUGCUGAUUGCCGUGACUUUGUGCGACGCAAACAGGAAGAGGACGCUUUGAGGGCAGCGCAGAAAAGGAAGAACCAAACAGCCUGGGGGUUCGAGGCUAAGAGGCGAUGGGAAACCAAAAGCAACAUGGGCUUCAUGUGACAAACACGGAGGAGAGCGACCGGAUGGUUUUAGUUUACUUUGCAUUCGAUAGAAACUGUUUUUUUAAUGAAAUGGCGAACUCUUUGUGUAUUUUGAAGACUUGAGUGUGUGUGGGGAUGCAGUCGCACAGUUGACUGAGGAAACAUCAAUCCAGGGGUACUAGAGGGAGAGAGGGAAAAUUAUGGCGCAUUGAAAUUAAUUCCUAAGGCGCCCGUUGGUGUCCGCAUUGUGCUAUUUUUCAUUACAUUUCAGUGAUUUGAGUGUUCUGCCCCCCCCCCCCCCCCUCUUUCAAAUUAAAUCUGGUGUACAUUACUGGAUGAUGCGUUUAUUUAUUGCUGUAAAGUGGGUUAAUCAUGAAGGCGCUUCUUUUCUUCUUCCCAGCGAGAGAAAGGAAAGAUUAGGGCCCUAAUGCAAUGUACAGGAUAAUGUGCGAUAGGAUUUGGGAGAAGAAAAUGAAAUUUGGCUGCUGUAAACAGCGUGUGAGCAGUUGUAAACUGGAAGUUUUGGGCGGGGGACGGCGGGGGCUGGACACGAAACGCAGGCUUUGCUGUUGGCCCUCGCCCAUGUCGGGAGACAAGCUAUUGUUCCUGGAGGCCCCGCGCCGCGUCUCCGAGCAGCUCACUGUGCCACCGGCUCUCUCCAGCAUCCGUAAACUCCUCGGUUCCUCUCGCCGACGCUUUGAUCUUUCUUUCCGAUCUGCCGCGUUUGCCUCCGCGGCCGCUCGCCCCCUUCGCUCAGAUUCCACAAAGUGUUAAUUGCAAACCGCAUGCAGAGAAGCACUAGCAUGAUAAUUACUUUUAUUCAUAAUGCCUGCUUCUGUGUUUUUUCUUUUUUCCAACCGUAGAAAAUGAUUGCUUUGCUUGGAGGUAAUGAGAAUUAAAAUGAAUCCCACCUAA
Gasterosteus aculeatus aculeatus (three-spined stickleback) is the source of this 1737-nucleotide messenger RNA. RefSeq names its product family with sequence similarity 204 member A (gene fam204a). The record is from RefSeq and is a predicted model, not a curated record. Lineage: Eukaryota; Metazoa; Chordata; Actinopteri; Perciformes; Gasterosteidae.